Bursaphelenchus okinawaensis is the source of this 6004-nucleotide messenger RNA. Lineage: Eukaryota; Metazoa; Nematoda; Chromadorea; Rhabditida; Aphelenchoididae. The record is from the annotation of a GenBank genome assembly.
AUGGUAAGCAAGAACUAAAAGUUGAACAAAACCCAAAUUUGGCACAAUGAUAACUUAUGCCAUGGCCCGUAAAUGCACAAAAAAGUAAAGUUUUAUGACACGCCAAUCAAACGUUACGUUUAAAUUUGGUGCCAAGUGGCAUAGCGUUCUAAACCAAGCUCCAAUUUGACCUAAUAAAAUUUUACGCUAAUUUAAAACCUUGAACAUAUAUAAAUGUUGUUCUUUGUCAAGUACAAGCCAAGUACAACAAGGAACAACGAAAAGUGACAUUAAAUGGCAUCAAUUACGACUUUCCGUUCAAUUUCACAGCCCCAAACAAAGUUUUAAUUAAUUAAAGUAGAGCGAACACAUAAUACCUAAAAAAGUAAACAUUAUUGCAAUUUUACUAAACUGAAAAACAUAAAUUUAAAGCAACUUAUUUUACAAUAUAAUUUUUCAACCAUUCAAGCCUUUAGCAUAUUAUUGGGUCCUGUAACGAAAACAUGCAAGAGCAAAACAACCUUUUGGCCUUCUGUUAAAAGUGUAGUUGCAAAAUACGUGUAAAAACAUUAAAAAGCGAUUGUAAAUCGAUUUUGGUUUAAAAAAAAUAAUUUUUAAUAAUAUAUUUUACUAUAUUUUUUUAUAAUAUUUACGUUUCUUCAUAAUUUUUAGUUUUUGAACUUUUUAUAUCUUUCAUCAAUUUUAGGUAACAACAUGAAGUCUAGACCUAAACAUGGUUAAUAUUAUGUUCAAUCAAACCUGCUUGACGUGAAAAACACGAUGUUCACCUUUUGCAGGUUUUCUCGACCGAUUUUGUCAAAAUAGUCGGCAUCUGAAUAAAAUUUUGGAAAAGUUGAAAAUUUUGUGAAAUUUGUCAUUUUCUCAGCAAAAUUAUGCAAAUUUGGACCUCUGAAAGUGCGUGGUAUAAAAGGGGUGGAUAAAAUGGAUUUGGUUCACUCUGUUUUUGGAGUUUAUCUGUGUUUUGGUUCACGCUGCUUUCACUCGAUCUGACUCGUCUACUUCUGGGGGCACAAGUCUAAUGUAAGUAUUUAUUUUGUUUUUUUCUGUGUUUAGGUUGGUUUUGGCAUGUAGAUUGGUUGGGUUUUGUUAUUCUUGAGGAAUUUUGUGGAUUUGAAAUGGAAACUUUAAGGUUUUGUAACAGAAACAUUAUUUUAGGUAGUGUAAGAUAAUCUUUUUAUGAGAUAUCAACGUUAAAUGGCAGAAAACGUUUGGAACUUUGAGUAUCUUAUUUGCAUAGUAUUCAGGUGGUUUUAGCAAAAUUGUGUAUAAGAUUAGGUAAUAUUGACAAAAUUAUGACCUAAAAUAUGAUUUUGGAUAGUCUGCUUUACUGAUUUGAAAUAUUAUGAUUCGUUUUGGUAGUUUUUGAUUUUACGAUCUAUUUUUUAUGGUUAUGUAUAUAAUUACUUUAGUUCUUGCAAGUUUUUGAGGUGUUUUAGCGUUUAGGAAAUAAGUUAUAACGAUAAACUACUAUAACGUUAACUCUUUUUGAACAAAAGCUGGGUUUUCAUUGUAAUUUUGCUAUUUUUUGGCUUUUUAAAUGAUUAUUACGUUAACUUCUUAAUUUCUUAAUGUUUACCAUGCCAAAUCCCUCAUUUCCAGUAUGGAAGACUCAGUAAUAUUGCCAACGAUUCACGAGCCCACGCUUGCUUUUGUUGAGAACUCGUCAGACGGACUUACUUCAUCAUCGGCGCCUGAUCUGCCCGACUCUGACCCUGUGAUCUCGGAGUUGUCGUCUUCACGCCCGCCAACUGACCGCGGCUCCGUUGGCCAGCCUGAUAUGGACUCGUUGUCUUCGUCGUCCCACCCAAAGCAGGCGGGUGAUGUGUUGUUGUUGCGCGACAACGAACAAGACCCUUUCUCGGACGUCGAGUCGGUGGUUAGCGAAACUGAGGACGAAAUCGAGGCGACUAAGGUGGGUUUUUUGAGAAAAUUUUUAAAAAAUGGAAAUUAAUUUUUUAAUUUCAAGCUUACUUUUAUUCAUUUCAGGCCAAACUGUCAAUGCUUAAAAUCGGCCAAACCGUGGCCGAUGAUUCUCAACAAUACACUCAAGUGGUAGUCUCUCGUCCAGCCGUCGGCGUACGCGGCCGUUCUAUUCUAUUACGUGCCAACUUUUUCGAGAUUCAGAUUUCACAGAACGGUCUCCCCAUCCACCAAUACCACGCCGAAAUUCAUCAUCCCGGCAUGAGAACGCUUGACCGGUAAGUGGGGGUUUUUGAGGGUAAUGUCGACUGGUCGAUAGUUUUUUGGGCGGAAAAUUGAUUUUUAGUGUCUUUGGAUUUUUGAAAAUGGUUUUUGAAAUUUUUUGAAAAAUUUAUUUUUUUUUGGAAAUCGACCGGUCGAUAUUUGUUUGUGCGGUAAUUUGAUUUUUUAAGAAUAUUUGGAUUUUGAAAAACUAAAUGUUGAUUUUUUCGACUGGUCGAUUUUUAAAAAGUUUUAAAAUUUUUGAAAAUUUUGAUUUUUAGUGACGAAUCUCGUCUGAUCUUUUGGAAAAUUGUCGAGGAAAGUCAGCACAUUUUCCGUCAACGCUUUGCUGUGGCCUACGAUGGUGGCCAUCAGAUGUACACUACUGAGCGUCUGCCAUUUGGUGAGACUAUCACUCUCGAAGCUCAUUUAUGCUUGGCUCGUGAUUCAUCUCGUGGUACUCAAUGUGGUGUCACUCUCCGUUAUACUGGCUCAAUCUUGUUGGAGGACAUGAGCAAGGUUCAGCGUUCUCACGCUGAUGGCACGGUAGCGCCGCUACAGGUCUUGGAUAUUGUGGUUCGUCAGGCAUUGACUUGCCCUCUUUAUAGGUAGGUUUUGGGGGUGAAGUGAUGUUGUUUUUGUAUUUUUUAUGAUAAUAGAUGAUAAUUUUGUGUUAUGUUACAGCAAGUCGAAGCAAUUUUAUUCGUGGAAGAAUUCUUGCUACCGCCUUCCAGUCAACGGACAGCCGGCUCUCAACCUGGACGGAGGCAAGGAAAUGUGGACUGGCUUCUUCACUUCGGCUACGUUGGGCUCAGCAUGGAGACCACUUCUGAAUGUGGAUGUGGCUCACGCCGCCUUUUACAAGCCCCGCAUGACUUGCAUCGAGUUUUUGUGCGAAAUCCUCAACGAACGUUCGCACGGUUCGUACGACCGUGCCCCACGUCAAGGCGGUUACAACGGUGGCAGAGGUGGUGGAGGACGUCAUGAGGGUAUCAGUGGAUUGUCGGUGGGUUUUGAUUUUUUGUUUGGAGAUUUGAAAAAGUUUUUGAAAAUUGACCGGUUGAUUUUUUGAAAAUUUUUUGUUUGACUUUUUUUAUUUUGCAAUGUGUACCUACUGCUGAUUACCUAAAAAUGCGAAAAAUAAGCGUAUCUUUUUAUCUCAUUGAUUACAUAGAUAAAUUACCUUGUUUUAGGCCGAUCGCCUCCACUUGGACGCCUGCCUCUCCACCAACGAACUCCGCGUCUUUGCUGAAGCCAUGCGCAGCCUCCGCGUCCGUGCCAAUUACCAAAAAGGCUCUGAUCGUGUGUACCGUGUGAAUGGAGUUCGAGGACCGGCCAAUGUAAUGUCAUUCCCAACUCGUGACGAGGCUGGCAACGAGAUCCUGGUCACUGUAGCCGACUACUUUGCCGCUCGCUAUCGACCACUUCAGUUCCCAUCACUGCCAUGCCUCCACGUCGGACCACCAAUUCGUAACAUUUUGUUGCCAUUGGAGGUCUGCGUUCUGGAUGCUCCACAAAAGUACACUCGAAAGUUGAGUGAUCGUCAAACUUCGACCAUUAUCCGGGUGAGUUUUUCAAAGAGACAGAGCUACAUUUUGGGUCGAUUUUUAGAUUUUUUAUUACUGUAUUCUGAUUUGAGAGAGUUCAAGAAUUAAACUAAACAAAAGUCUUUUAGGCUUCUGCCGUUGACGCCCAACAACGCGAGAACAACAUUGAGAACCUGUGUGAGAUGGCCGGCUUCCGUGACGAUCCCUUCCUCAAGUCAUUUGGCCUCAAAAUUGACACCAAAAUGCUCGAAACUGUCGGUCGUGUUCUCCCACCACCCCAAAUUCUCUACGGCAAUCAACGCCAAGAUGUGGUAACUCCAAAGGACGGCGCCUGGCCAGUUGAACAUCAACGUCUCUACGUUCCUGCCGAAUGCGGAUCCUACUCGAUCUUUGCCCUGGUCGACCCCAAGGAACAGCCAACUCUACAAAAGUUUUGUCACUUUUUGGGCCAAAAGGCUCAGCAAAUGGGUAUGAACUUUCCCCAAUGGCCAGAGUUUGUUCGCUACGGUCGCAACGCCAACGACAUUGAGGCCAUGUUCCGCCAGACGGCGCGUGAAUGCAGGGAAAUGGGUCGCCAAUGUGAUUUGAUCAUCAUUGUGUUGCCGAGCAAGAACUCGGACUACUAUAGUAGGUUUUGAAUUUUUUGAAAAUUUUUUUUUAGUUUUCAAGAAAUUUUUCGACUGGUCGAUCUUUCGUUUUUGAAAAAAAAGCGUUUUUUAACUUUGAAACUGUAACAUGUCGUUUUAGUGACCAUCAAAGAGCUGUCCGACAUGCGCUACGGUGUCAUGUCCCAAUGCAUCUUGUUCAAGUCCACCCAACGCCCAUCUCCGGCUACUUGUGCCAAUUUGGUACUCAAAAUCAACAUGAAGCUGGGCGGAGUCAACUCUCGUUUGGUAGCGGAUCAAAUUACUUCGAAGUACCUGGUCGAUCGACCAGUCUUGAUCCUCGGAAUCGACGUUACUCAUCCAACUCAAGCCGAAGAACGAAUCGGAAUGCCAUCGGUUGCUGCUGUUGUUGGCAACUUGGACAUGAUGCCUCAGAGCUAUGGUGCCAAUGUUAAGGUGGGGAGGGUUUGAGUUUUUGAAAUUACAAUUUUUUUUUGUUUUUGAAUAUUUAAAAAAAAUCGCAAAAUUUGAUGUUUUGCUUCACUAUGAACUUUAUUUUUAUUUUUUAGGUAACAAAUGCUUUUUUUUAAAUGUUUUUUUUUUAAUUUUAAAUAAUACCCGUUUUAGGUCCAACGCCGUUGCCGUGAAUCCGUGGUCUACGUCACUGAAGCCGUCCGCGAGCGUCUCCUAGCCUUUAUGGCCUCAACCCACCGCCACCCCGAACGUAUCAUCGUCUACCGUGACGGCGUGUCAGACGGCCAGUUUGCCGAAGUCUUGCGCGAAGAAUUGAAUGGAAUCCGUGCUGCUUGCGGCAUGGUAUCCCAAGACUACAAUCCACCCAUUACCUACAUUGUCGUCCAGAAACGCCACCACGCCCGCAUCUUCUGCCAGAACGCACGCGACAUGGUCGGCCGUGCCAAGAACGUUCCACCCGGCACCACCGUCGAUACUGGCAUCGUCUCGGCCGAUGGCUUUGACUUUUACCUGUGCUCACACUUUGGAAUCCAAGGCACUUCACGUCCCGCACGUUACCACGUUCUCUGGGAUGACAAUGGCUUCAACGCUGACGACCUCCAAGCCAUGACCUACCACUUGUGCUACACUUACGGCCGUUGUGCUCGCUCCGUCUCGAUUCCAGCCCCGGUAUAUUAUGCGGAUUUGGUCGCUAACCGUGCUCGUUGCCAUUUGAAGAGACACAUGUGAGUUUUGGUUGGGGGUGGAUAUCAGGGACGUCGCUACGGAUUUUCUCUGGGGGAGGGGGAGGUCGAAAAAAAUUUUUUCGUCCACAGGUAGCUCCUGUGGACCGAUUUUUCAAAAUUUUUAUUUUUCGUUUUUUCACGUACAGGUACCUGUGGAAUUUUUUUCGGAAUGGCUCUGGGGGAGGGGGUACCCCCCCUCCCCCAAACGACGUCCCUGUUGGAUAUAUUUGAAAUUUUUUUGAAAAAUUUUUUGAAAUGUUUUGAAUUUUUUUUUCAUUUUGAAUUUGUCUUAUUUUAAAAUUUUUUUAAAAAAGUAAAUUUUAGUGCCGACCUCCGCGUCGACGGCAACGGCCCAUCUGGAGCCAACAGGAUGAACCAGCAAGGCCGCCAGUCCGAGCCCAACAAUGAUCAAGUCAUGCAGAACUUUGUGGCCGUGACCGAAAACUUCAAGCAGCGCAUGUACUUUGUCUGA